GGAAGCGGUUGGUCUCCGGAGCUGGACACCUGGAAGUUCGGCAUCGCAUCGAAGAGUGGAACACUUGGAUUCGCUUCGCUCACGGUGUGGAGCACGGGUCCACCGAGGCACGGGUUCACCAGUCCCUGCCCGGCUCGACGGUCGCCCAGAAGCGGAGUGCGCGAGUUCGAACGCGCCAUGGGCUGUGGUGCCAGCGCAGAGAAGAAGGCGGAGGAGCCUCCCGCCACGGACUCCUCCGCCGCGCCGGCCGCGGCGUCCGCGGCGUCCCCGGCGGCGGAAGCGGCGGAGUCCAAGGCUGAGGAGCCGAAGGCGGAGCUGACCAGCACAACAGAUGGAAAGGAGGUGCCAAUGGAGCAGAAGGUGCAGCUCGCCGCAGCACCCCAGGCCGAAAGUUCGGCGCCAGCGAAUCCGUGUACAGCAGCACCAGAGAUGCUUGAGGCAAUGCAAAAGUUGGUGGAUGCCACUGCGCAGGAGCAGAAGGGCUUGAAGGUGCAAGAGGUCCUGAAAGUGCAGAAUGCACAGAUGCAGCACCGCUACGACCACUUUGCCGCGGACCUCCACCGGAACUUUGGCAGCAGCAUCGCCCGGCAUGUGGUGCUCACUGACGACCUGGGGCCUGCCGAGCUGCGAAAGGAAAUCAAUGAGAUGUAUCUCUUCCACGGCACCUCCCCGACGGAGGCGAAGCAGAUCGCCAGCAGCGAUUUCGACUUCAAGGAGGAAGCAGGCCAUGUGAGAACGACCUUCGGUUUGGGCUUGCACCUUCCAGAAGCCGCCGGGCGAGCGCAUGAGAACAGCAAGGUGGAGGAUAGCUUGCGAGCCCUCUUGCUGGUGAAGGCGGUGGGAGGGAACGUGCACACGGCCGUGGAGGUGGAAGGACGAUCCGUGAAAUGCCUCAAGAGGCAGUUGGCCCAGCAGAUUGGAGUCUCGCGAUUCCGGCAGAGGUGGCUUCGUGAGGAUCACAUCUUGCAUGACGAGGAGGUGAUGGAGCUACACUUUCUGCAGGAUGCCAAGUCUGCUUCAACCAUACAGCUGGUGAUUCUGACCCUUUGCCCGCCAGAAGAUUGGCAAACCAAGAAGCUGGUUUCGGCCUGCAUGGAGAAUAACUUGAACGAACUGGAAGCUCUGCUGCAGCAGCCACUCAAUCCGGAAGCCACUGAUCAAGACGGUCAGACGGCUUUGCAGAUCGCUGUGACGGCUGGCCAUUCCGAUUGCCUCAAAAUGUUGCUUGAAGCUGAUGCGGAGAUGGACAUCGAAGACCUCUUCAGCUCUACGCCUUUGCAUGAAGCAGCUGAGAAUGGUCACUCAGAGGUUCUGCAGCUCUUGUUGAAGGCCGGGGCUAACACAGACAAAGUAACAUGUUGCGAUGAGACAGCCAUGCACCUGGCAGCUGAGAAGGGGCACUUAGAAGUAGUGCAGCUAUUGCUUGAGGCUGGCGCCCAAACCAACCAGGUUUCAGCAGAUGGCGCAAAUGUACUGCAUGUUGCCGCUGGCAAAGGACACUUAAAGGUGGUGGAACUGUUGCUUAAUUCUGGGGCUGACAAAAAUGCAGCCACUACCACGACUGGUAAAACAGCAUUACACUUGGCUGCGUCCAAGGACCACUUGCAAGUUGUGCAGGUUUUGCUCCAAAACAGUGUUGAUAAAGACAUGGUUACAAUACAUGGGGAAACAGCAUUGCAUUUGGCUGUUGAGAAUGGCCACUUGGACGUGGUACACCUCCUGCUGAACUCUGGUGCUGACAAAGACAAGGUCACCCACCACGGGGCUACGGCCUUGCAUUUGGCUGCUCGCAGCAGGAACCCCGAGUUGGUCCGGCUGGUCUUGGAAGCUGGCGCCGACCAAGACAAGGUGACAUUUGCCAAAGUGUUUUUCGCUGCUCUUUUAAUAACCAGGCUGCUGCAUAGCUUAAUUAAGUGCUUUUGGCUUCGAAUUGCGCCCGCUCCCUUGCUGUUCGUUUCCAGAGGAACGUUUUACCCAGCUCACUCUAUGUUCGUCUCAAUGUGUACAGGUUUGUUUCACUAGUGAUCUUUAGUGACACAUUUGCCAAUGCGGUGUACUUCGCCGCUCGAAAGAGUCAUCCUGAAUUGGUGCAGAGGCUCCUCUCGGCAGCAAGGUGAAGCACGACUUCAGCCCGUGGGGCACGACUUCAGGUGGUACAUGAGGUGUUGAUUUUUUGGGUGUCGCUUGCCAAGCUUUGAAGUUCAAUAUUUGUGGUGUGCACUGUUAGACGCCUGCAAAGCCACCGUGGCGGUGUAGAUGCUUGUUUCACCAGCAGACACCUGAGGCAAAUCAAAAGUAAGCGGGUUGGCCCUUUAUAAAGAGGUCAGGUGCACACAAUUUGCCGACAAAUAUUCCUUGUCCUCUCCCAAGAAGCUACCGUCAGUCAACAAGCUUGAGCUUUCGAGAAGACGGCCCCCAUUGCAGAUUUUGCAGAUUCUAGGGUUGUUCGGAAGGGACACUGAGCUGCUUCUAGCGUAGAUACAUGCAUGGUACCCAACAAGAAUUCUAACUUGUUGUAGAUGUUUGUCGCAAAUUGCCACUGGCUUCAAGGUUGUGACCUUCUCGGGAGAAAAACGGUAUUUGAAACAUCUUCUUGGACUAUAUUCUGAAAUAAUGGAGCGACUCAUGCUCAGGAACACGGAGAUAGCUCCGAGA
Durusdinium trenchii is the source of this 2655-nucleotide messenger RNA. NCBI's taxonomy places the organism in Eukaryota, Dinophyceae, Suessiales, Symbiodiniaceae. The record is from the annotation of a GenBank genome assembly.